Molecule: messenger RNA, 717 nt
Organism: Aspergillus bombycis
Lineage: Eukaryota; Fungi; Ascomycota; Eurotiomycetes; Eurotiales; Aspergillaceae
Product: HAD family hydrolase
Exons: 4
Coding region: 1-717 (238 amino acids)
Molecular function (GO): beta-phosphoglucomutase activity; sugar-phosphatase activity
Source: RefSeq, a predicted model, not a curated record
AUGCCGGGAGUUGCAGCCACCUCGACCACGCAUGAUUUCGCCGGUGUCCUAUUCGAUUUCGACGGAACAAUAAUUGACUCCACUGAAGCUAUUGUUGAGAAUUGGAGAAGAAUCGGCGAGGAGAUCGGUAUUGACCACGAGCUGAUCCUGCAAACGUCGCAUGGUAGACGAAGUAUCGAUGUUCUGAAGGAUCUUGAUCCUAGCAGGGCAAACUGGGAAUACAUAAGCGCCAUGGAAAGCAAAAUACCUUCCCUAUGCAAGAAUCCUGCUAUUGAAAUCCCGGGUGCACGAGCUCUUCUUGAGACACUUCACAGCCUUCACACACCUUGGGCGAUCGUAACAUCAGGCACCAAUGCUCUCCUAAACGGCUGGCUCAAUGUCCUGCAGUUACCUCGGCCUCAAGAGGUUACUGUCGCAGAGGAUGUCAGAAUCGGGAAGCCCGAUCCAGAAGGUUACUAUAAAGCUCGCACUCGGCUGCUGCAACAUAGCGGGGAGGACGACAUAAAGGACGUCCUCGUUGUCGAGGAUGCUCCAGCCGGUGUAAAAGCAGGGAAAUUGGCUGGAUGUUACGUUUUAGCAGUGACAACCACGCACACUGUUGACCAGCUGAAGGCGGCUGGCGCAGACUGGGUGAUACCUGAUCAUCGAUACGUAGUAGUACGGAGGAAGUACGGGUCGCAGGGGGCUUUUACCUUUACUUUCAGUAGUAUCUACUAG